Molecule: messenger RNA, 3001 nt
Organism: Hypomesus transpacificus
Lineage: Eukaryota; Metazoa; Chordata; Actinopteri; Osmeriformes; Osmeridae
Gene: wdr27
Product: WD repeat domain 27
Exons: 24
Coding region: 261-2762 (833 amino acids)
Molecular function (GO): protein binding
Source: RefSeq, a predicted model, not a curated record
GGAGCAUUGUAUUUUGAACAGCUAGCACUAGCUAGUUAGUAGCUACAAUACAAUAGCCACAACUACUUAGCGUCUGAGAACAAAAGUUACAAGAUUCAAGGUUAUGAAAGGUCAUCAGAGCUAGGUUAGGCAAUCGGCAGAAAGGGUGUCUUGUGUGUGUUAUCAACAACUCGAUCUAGUUUGUGCCUUUUGACGUUUGGCAGUAGGGUACUGUAGUGUGUUACAUUUAGAAACAUAACACUGUCCAAGUUUAGAGAACCAUGAGCGGACUUGGCGAAGAUAGUGGAAACAAAAUAGUGAUGGUGGAGAGGCUGUCGUUGUCCUUCGACAGUCGGUUUUCUCACAUGCCGCUGGCCUGCAGCCCCUCUUACUGUGCCGUACCAUCUGACAGCAACGACUUGUUGGUGUACAACCAUCAGAACCCUGCAGAGAAGCCUGUGCGUCUGUGUGGACACCAUGGAGAGGUCGGGGCUCUGGAGUUCGGGGCGCAGGGCACCCCUGUCCUUCUCUGCUCUGCCUCGGCUGACUAUGUGAUCGUCUGGGACCUGGACAGAUGCAGCAGCAGGAGCAGAAGAGGUCUGGCUGCUGAUGGAACCGUAGUUGGAACCCUCCUAGGCACUGUGGUGCAUCUUUCCUUCAGCAGACUUGACCAGAGAGUGUCUGCCUGCUCGGGCACCUUUAUCUACAUCCUCAGCUCCCAGCAGGAGAAAGUGGGCGGGGCUCUGAAGGGCCACCGGGGCCCGGUGACUGCAGCAGAGUUCUGCCCCUGGGAUCAGGACACAUUGGUGUCCACUGGAGAGGACCGGACCUUUAUGGUAUGGGAUGUGAAUAAGGAAGCUGUUCUCUACCGGUCCAGUGUGUUGUCAGCUUCUCCUCUCCUCAGCAUUGCUUUCCUGGGGGAGAGUAAGCAGCUGGUCACUGGCUCUGCAGAUGGGCAGGUGUGGUGCUUCUCCCUGCCUGGGGACGGCCGCUGUCGGACGGUGAGCCGGCUGGACCUCCACAAGGCCCAGCAGAGACACCAGCAGAGACACCAGCAGAGACACCAGCAGAGACACCAGCAGCACCUGGACACACAGGCCCAGAACAUGGGUGUGGAAAAGAAGCCAGGCUCUGUGGAGAUGGACAGACCGGUCCUCACAAUGUUUUCUCUCUCAUGUAGCUCCAGAUACUGCUCCCCCGAGCAGAGCAGCUGGGUGUGGCUGGGCAGCUCAGAUGGUCUGUACCUGAUUGACCUGGCAACAUCCGAGAUUUUGACCACUCUAUGUUUCAGAGAUUAUCCCAGUCUGAACAUCACCCUCGCUGGAUCCUGGUCCUUCUGCCAAGGAAGAGACAACAAUGUGGUGUGUCUGGCCAGCAGUCUGUUUGUUCCUGCAGUAUCAGUGUUGGAGGUGAAGAUGCCAGGUUCCAUAGACAGUCUGUUUGCAAGCCUGGCCCCGGCUUGGCCUACACAUCUGUCUGUCUUCCCCAGUGCUCCUCCUAUCCCAAGCUCCCCCCUGAACACUCAGCUGAGGAGGAAAGAGACGAAACAACCCAAGAAAACAGGGGUCAGAGAGCAGCCUCUGGUGUUCCACUCCCAGGUGCGGUCAUCAGGAUACCACCAGGGCCCAAGGAGGACCAUGUUUUCACCCAAAACCAAUGUUCCGAAGACCCCAGGUCACACGAAGCCCGACCACUCCAGAAGUCUGCUGAGAGAUUACCCAUCAGACACUGUGGCGCCGAGUGUUCUACACGCUCACCUGAGCACAGGCCCCUCCCCCACACCUGUCUGCUGCUGCCAGUAUUCAGGAGAUGGGAAGCAGAUUCUUUGUGGCAUGGGAGACCGAUCUGUGUUGCUGUACAAGUCUACUCUAACUGGACACCCUGCAGUUUACACCGGUCAUGACAAGGCCGUGAGCAGGGUGUGUUGGAGCCACAGCAGACAGUGGUGGCUGAGUGCAUCAGAGGACCGAACCGUCAACAUCUGGUCCUCCAGCAGCCCUGACCCUAACCCUAACCCUGACCCUGACCCUAACCCUGAGCCUUCCCUCACUCUGGCGGCUGACAGGUUCCCUAAGACAAUCAGAGCUGCUCAGUUCUACUACUUGGACCGCUUCCUGUUGCUGGCGUCUGGCCCCUCCCUGCUCCUCUACCUGCUGCACCUGGACGACUCCCGAGACUCCAUCAAAAGGUAUCACCAGAGGAGUGCUGUCCAGCUGGGGUGUCGUCUCCAGACCUCUGCCUCCACAGACAUCACCUCCCUGUCCGCCGUCAACAGCUUCCACUCCUACCUGGUCCUGGCGUGUGGGGCGGACCGCUCGCUCCAGGUGAUGGACCUGAACCAGGACACAGUGGCAGCACAGGUCCCUGAGGCCCACAGCAGAGCUGCCCACCACAUCACACAGAACCAGGGCUCUAUGUUCAGCUGUCAGACUCCAGACUCCUACAACCUGUUCCUCACCAGUGCAGUCACAGAUGGGCUGAAACUGUGGGACCUGCGCUCUCUCAGGUGUGUACGUCGCUAUGGUAACCACCUGAACCGCUGCCACCUCUGCACAUGUGCCUUCUCCCCCUGUGGACGCUUCAUCUGCUCCGGCUCCGAGGACGGCUGUGCCUAUGUAUAUGACCUUCGUCACAGCGCCUACCUCCACAAGCUGCACAAGCAAUCUGAUGUGGUCCUCACAGCUACUUUCAACCCUGCUACACCUGAGCUGCUGACCGGGACCCUGGAUGGGCAGCUUGGUGUGUUUCGACCCAGCGAUGGGGCCAGCCUGUCCUGUGUCUAACCCUGCCCAGCGAUGGGGCCAGCCUGUCCUGUGUCUAACCCUGCCCAGCGAUGGGGCCAGCCUCUCCUGUCUCAAAACCCUGGAGAGUAGAGGGCUCCACAACCAAGACCAGAGACCAGUAUCAUACACACACAGAACACACACACCGUGUAUUCGUCACGACAACACCCAAACACAGAUGUGGUCAGGAACAAACAUCUUUCCAUAGUCAGUUGCCUGGAGUGUGACUUCUUUCUUAA